This is a messenger RNA of Pseudocercospora fijiensis CIRAD86, 837 nucleotides long. RefSeq lists its product as uncharacterized. The coding region runs from base 1 to 837 and encodes 278 amino acids. Gene Ontology annotation, molecular function: O-methyltransferase activity. The transcript is spliced from 4 exons. NCBI's taxonomy places the organism in Eukaryota, Fungi, Ascomycota, Dothideomycetes, Mycosphaerellales, Mycosphaerellaceae. The record is from RefSeq and is a predicted model, not a curated record.
AUGCAGCAACAAGACUUCGACGAAAGCAAAGCAUACCAACAACAAGGCCCCGUAGAUUUCGACGACGGCCGCGAGCUAGAACUCCUAAAUUUCGUCUACAGUCGACCGAAUAUCGAUGAGAUCCGCAACUCACCGCAAAAAGUUCUCCAGGCGAUUGAUGAAUUUGGUCGCACGAGGAAAUAUCUCAUGAAUGUCGGAGAGUUCAAGGGGCGUACGGUUGAACUCGGGGGCUACGUUGGCUACAGUGCAAUCCUCUUUGCCGAAGCCUUACGCAAAGUCGGCGGACAGAAGUACUAUUCUCUCGAACGCAAUCCAGAGUUCGCCGCCGUGUUGCUUGCUCUUGUUGACCUGGCGGGCCUGAGCGAUAUCGUGAAGGUUGAAGUUGGUUCCAGCGACGCAUCGAUCCAACGCCUGCACUCUAGCGGUCACCUGCAGCAUAUCGACAUGUUGUUCCUCGAUCAUUGGAAGCCUGCUUACGUGACUGAUCUCAAACUUUGCGAAGAACUCCGUCUUAUCAAGCCUGGCUCUAUACUCGUUGCAGACAACGUUAUCAGCCCGGGGAAUCCCCCAUAUCUCGAAUACGUAAGGUCGACUGUAGCGGAAAAACGUGAAAAGGCCCGCACUCCACAAGGAGCGGAUGCCAUCCAAGGACUUUUCAGCCCCAAGCAAGUCGAGCUGUACAAGAACCGGGUACCAAACGGGGAACUGGCGGACAGCAUUGGUAAUCCUAGUUUAGUAUACGAGAGUGAGCUGAUCGAGGGGUUUGAGCCGACUGGGGAAGCAGAUGCACUUGAGGUCUCGAGGUGUAUUAGAGAAGAGACUCUUCUCAACGAAUGA